Monodelphis domestica (gray short-tailed opossum) is the source of this 2355-nucleotide messenger RNA. Lineage: Eukaryota; Metazoa; Chordata; Mammalia; Didelphimorphia; Didelphidae. The record is from RefSeq and is a predicted model, not a curated record.
AAUGAUAGUAUGAGUCUGUGCUGGCAUUAUAUAAUACUACAAGAUUAUGAGAGUACUGGCUGCUGGGAGAAGAUUCCAUAUUGGACUCCUUAUAGUAAUGUCAUGCCAUUAUGGAAUAGGACAGUAUACUCAGAACCCUGAUACAUGAAUUUGUGGCUGUGUGAACUUUUAAAAGAUUGCUGUUUUGAGGACUACUGUGGAGACAUCUUUUUUGAAUUUCUAAGACCAGGUUCACAGAUGAUGCCUACAUAGACGACUGAGAGCAGUUGGGCUGAAUGCUUCAUUGCUGAGCCAGUCACUCAGGUCUCCUGGCUGUCUUGGUUGCUAUGGGAGAUUGGAGGACUAUUACAGUGCCAAUCCCUUCAUCAGAAAGCAAAAAUAUUUCUCAGUUUACCUCAGAAGCCAAUAUGUCUCCUUCAAGUUUAUACUCACAGCAAAUUCUGUGUGCUUCACUACCUUUGGCAAAGAAUGUGCACAAUUUUUUCAGGGCUUUCUGCACAGAAGAGAAUGUUGACCAGAGUAUAUCCUAUCUUGAUCAGGAGCUGACUACUUUAGGUUUUCCUUCAUUAUAUGAAGAGUCCAAAGGUAAAGAGGUUAAAAGAGACUUAAAUAUAGUUGCAGUUUUAAAUUGUAUCCAUGAACUACUUGUACUUCAUCGAAAGAACCUCCUAGCUCAGGAAAAUGUGGAAUCGCAGAAUUUGAAACUGGGAAGUGAUAUGGACCAUCUACAGAACUGCUAUUCCAAGCUGAAGGUACAAAAAUUACAGAAUAUCAUUUCGAGUCGGGCAACUCAGUAUAAUCAUGAUAUGAAGAGAAAAGAACGUGAAUAUAACAAGCUAAAGGAACGUCUUCAUCAACUUGUUAUGAAUAAAAAGGAUAAAAAAACAGCUAUGGAUAUUUUAAAUUGUGUAGGGAGAGCAGAUGGAAAGAGAGGUGCUUGGAGAACUGGCAAAACUGAAGCUAGGAAUGAAGAAGAAAUGUAUAAAAUUCUGUUGAGUGACUAUGAACAACGCCAGAAGCAAAUUCUAUUAGAAAAUGCUGAACUCAAGAAAGUCCUUCAGCAAAUGAAAAAGGAAAUGAUUUCUCUUUUGACACCACAAAAGCAAAAACCUAAAGAAAAAGCUGAAGACAGUUCAGGGACUGUACUGUCAGAUGUUGAAGAAGAUACUUCAGAACUAAGUAAAGAAAAUAUGUGGGAACUCUCUUGUGAAACUGUGAGAGAGCAACUUACUAAUAGCAUUAGGAAACAGUGGCGGAUUUUGAAAAGUCAUGUUGAAAAACUUGAUAAUCAAGUAUCAAGGGUGCAUUUAAGAGGCUUUAAGGAUGAAGAAGUUAUCUCAAGACAGGAUCAUGAGCAAGAAACUGAAAAACUGGAGUUGGAAAUUCAGCAGUGUAAAGAAAUGAUCCAGACUCAGCAACAGCUUUUACAGCAGCAGUUCACUGCAUGUGAUGAUGACACCUCCUCAUUAUUACAAGAUUGUUAUUUACUGGAAGAAAAAGAGCGUCUUGAAGAAGAAUGGGCCUUAUUUAAAGAACAAAAAAAGAACUUUGAUAAAGAAAGACGGAGUUUUACUGAAGCUGCUAUCCGACUAGGACUAGAGAGACAGGCCUUUGAAGAAGACCGAGCUGGUUGGCUAAAGCAACAGUUUUUAACCAUGACUUCCUUUGACCAUAAGAACUCAGAAAAUGGGAAACCUCAAAGUGCCUUCUCAGAAAGUUCUGAUCAGGACAAUCUAACACUGCACUCCGAGCCUUCAGUAUGCACAUCUAAAAUCACUAAAUCUCUUCCUGCUUCCCCUUCUACUUCAGAACUUUUCCAGACAGUUCAACAUAUAUCAGAAAAUAGGUAUUAGCCUAUAAGUGACUUUAUUUUCAUGUACUUCUGAAAAGUUCUAGGUACUUGCAUUGUUGAAACAAAAGCUGCCCUAUCAGUCUUCAUCCAUGGAAGAACUUUCCAUUGUCCAUAGAAAAUAAUUUUUAGUAUUUGACCAAAUACUGGUAUUACAUAUGUUAUGUAAUACAUAUGUAUUAUAAUGUUAGUUCAAUUACUUAAAUCCUUUAAAAAUGUAAUGAUUUAGAAUGAAUGACAAGGAACUAAUUAGCUUUUUAAAAAGUACUUCAAAUACCAAAUCAGUUCAUGAUAAUUAGAAAUUUAUUUAGAGGAAAAAUGUUGUGUAUCUAUUUUAAAAUUUCUAUAAAUGUACCCUUUUAAUCUUUUUAAUAGGAAGACAAGGAACAUACAUCAAUCUACUAAAUUUGCUUGGUGAAGAAGAGUCAGUCUGAGGAUGAUGUGUAAUUUUAGAUUUCCCUACCUUUUCCCCUUAUCUCAACCUAAGAUACUUUUUAAGAUUUUCA